Molecule: messenger RNA, 1583 nt
Organism: Trichobilharzia szidati
Lineage: Eukaryota; Metazoa; Platyhelminthes; Trematoda; Strigeidida; Schistosomatidae
Source: the annotation of a GenBank genome assembly
CAGAAAAAUAACGGCCACCUGAACGCUGAAUAAGAAAUCACUUCAGUAAUGAAUAGGCAUUCAUGAUGUUCACUUAAAUUUACACAACUUGCAUUUAAUAUUUGUUUGUUGCAUGAUUGACAUUUAAGACUGAAACCGCAUGUUUUGCCUUCGACGCUACUUCUGCAAUGUUCGAGUCCAGAGACUACGUUUCGGAUUAUGAGUCCGAAACUAACAGUAAUCUUGAUACGAAUAGUGAGAUAAGCCGAUCCGAUAUACCUCCGUCAAAGGACAAGGAGCUUUGGGAAAAACCUACUACAGCUAGGUUUCCGGCUUAUGCUAAUGCAAAGUCUGUCUGGGAUGCAGAAAACAAAAGAGCCUACAAUUCUGUUGUUCGACAUCAUCUAUUGAAUCUCAAUGCUUUUGAUCGUCAUAAAAAGUUAGUAAAUGAUUAUUUGCAAUAUUAUGGUGGCUCAUGGAGUGAUUUCAAACGUGACACUUCAAAAGAUAAAACAGAUGUUGAUGUCAUAAGGGAGCAUGGAAGAUUUUUGUGGUCAGAACAAGAUGAACCAUUAACAUGGUCUGAACGUCUUGCUAAAAAGUAUUGGGAAAAAUUAUUUAAAGAAUACUGUCUUGUCGAUUUAUCACGCUACAAGGAAAAUAAAUUUGGUAUGAGAUGGCGAUUAGAAAAAGAAGUGAUUUCUGGUAAAGGUCAAUUCGCUUGUGGAAAUGUAGCCUGUCCAGCUGGUGCAGAACGUCUACGGAGUUGGGAAGUGAAUUUUGUCUAUCAAGAACGCGGGGAACGACGUAAUGCUUUGGUGAAAGUACGUUUAUGCCCCGCAUGUUCUGAUAAAUUGAACUAUCGGUAUAAAAGGCGCGAUGUUACUGGGCAACGAAUUAGCUCUGAGCAGGAUAAAAAUGAUACUGAAAGUAAACGUCAACAAGAAACAAGCGGCGAUGAUGAUGAUAAUGAUCAUAAGGAAUCUGCAGCGAAACGUCCACGUAAUUCCAGCGAUCGAAAUGACGAUGAUAAUAUUAAUAAUAAUAACUCCGACAAUAAAAACACAUCAGAUACUACUGAUAUCAAUUCAGUAUGGUGUAAAUCAGCGCAAACAUCACAAGGAAGUGGAAAUCCCAGUGGCGCUGCUAAUAUCAGCAGUACAUCGGGGAAUAUUAAGACACCGGAUGAUGAAUUCGACGAAUACUUUGCAGACAUGUUAAUGUAGCCUAAUGAUUUUUAUUAUUAUUGUUGUUGUUAUUGUUUAGACCUCACUUCUUCACAUGAGCUCAUCCUCACGGUCGCCUCUCCAUUUACACCCACGCACACCCACACUCAUAAUUGUAUUGUAUAUACUUGCAUUAUCUUCGUUUUUCCUCAUUUUACCGAGCUUUUAUCAAUCUCUGUGCACAUAUCUCAUUUCGCCGCAUUCAGAAUAUUGUUUUUAUCUUCUCGUGCGCUUCAUGUAAUCACUGUUAUCGUUUGUGAUGUGAUAUUUUUCGAUACAUAUAGACUCUAUCCUUUCCAUUUUACGACAAGAUAUACGUACUAUAUGGUAAGCAUUUUUGUUUGCUUUCUAAGUGUGAUGAUGGUCACGAAAGCAGCA